CUCACAAUGUCCGUCACACCAGCUUUGAGAGUCAAGCCUGUCCACAAGAGAGACAAGAAGUUUAGACGUUUCGAUGCCCACAAAUUCACCAGAUUGGCCCAAAAGACCACCUGGAGAUGUCCACACGGUAUUGAUAACCCUUUGAGAAGACACUACAGAGGUCACGGAGCUUUGCCUUCAUCUGGUUUCGGUACUGCUAAGGUCUCCAGAUUCCACGACAGAAAGACUAGAUUGAUCCCAUACGUUGUCGCUAAUGCUAAGGAUCUCGAAGUCUUGUUGAUGCAUAACAACAAGUAUGCUGCCGUCAUUUCUGCUAAGACUGGUGCUCAAAAGAGAAAGCAAAUUGUUGAAAGAGCUAAGGAAUUGGACAUCAAGGUUUUGAACGCUACUGCCAGAUUGAAGACUGAAGAAACCCAAUAAGUUGUUUUUUCCACUAUAAAAAAAAUAUAUUUAAAAAUC
Molecule: messenger RNA, 459 nt
Organism: Naegleria gruberi
Lineage: Eukaryota; Heterolobosea; Eutetramitea; Acrasida; Naegleriidae
Exons: 1
Coding region: 7-420 (137 amino acids)
Biological process (GO): translation
Cellular component (GO): ribosome; cytosolic large ribosomal subunit
Molecular function (GO): structural constituent of ribosome
Source: RefSeq, a predicted model, not a curated record